AUGGGGUGUCCAAACCGCACCUGCGUGGAAUACCCUUCACAAUCAUGCUCCGAGGCCUCACGGUUUGGCAUAAAACGAGCUCAGCGAUAUUUGCGCCACCACACAGUGGCAUGGAAAGUGAGGGAUACGAAAAAGAAAGCCGCAGCCAAAGAGGAGGAGGAUUGGAACGUCGCCGUGUGCGGCACACCACGUCGACCUCGGGGAGUGGCCAUGUCUUCCUGGCGCCGAGGCACCUAUGUGCUACAUCGGAAUUGCUUACCACUAGCGCUUCAAGAGUCAAGCAGUUCCGGCUCCAAGCCCUUGAGUCCGACCUCAACCGACCGCCAGCCAGAAAUAGCACCAUCACACAAGCCUCACAUACGACCUGGUAAAGGCAGACCGGAACCCAAGAGUCAUAUACCUAGGUCACAGCACUUAAUUAUCGAACAUGACAGCCCGGCAGUGUGCAUUUCUAGUCAGUGGAACACAGAACCGUCUUGUUUUGACCAGGCUCAGACGCAGUCUCCGUCAGAGCCGUUUCCAGAACAGCACUCUCUAGAACAGGCCGUGCAAGGGUACCAAGGAAAAAUGAAAGGGAAAGCGUCACAUGGACAGCCGUUGCAAGACCUGUUGGUUGACAAUCGGCCUGGCAUUGUCACCCAAGGCAAUAAGUCGCAGGAGUCUGAGCAAAGCGUUAACUCGCAGUCAUCAGUUGACGACGCCUCUGGUAGCCACGACUCACAGUCACCGGAGGGCAACGGCUUAUCUGAAGGCCCCGGUUCUUAUAUACAGACCGACAGCACAUAUAGCAUUCCUCUCACAAACGAUCAUGUUCCGAGAACAUGGAUCCAGAGGGUCGGCGAGACUUCACAACUGGAUGCACCGGGCGAUAUGCGCGGGGGCAGUAACCAGAAAGCCUCCGAAGAUGACACAGGUCAGGUCGGCGGACUCGCAUCAGCACUCUCGCGGACGGCGAGCAGGAUGCACGUCACCCGCACAAGGUCCAUGACAAACCUACUGUUUUCGAAAAGUUCCAGCAUAUUGCCAGUCCGCCGAACCAUCAACGGCCGCAUGCCGGUUGAUACCUUAGGGAAAACACCGGACACGGACGGCAGUGCCGUUUUCGCCCCACCGCCGUCUAUUUCAGCUUUGUGGGAUCUUAGCGAGGAAAGAAAUUCGAGGGAUCUUGGCACCAUUGACGCCAUCCUAGCCAGACACAAUAUGCAUCCAUCUUUAUCUGCCUACUCUGUCGACUCCUUGUCCUCCAACCGGACAACUUGUUCAUCUGGUACAAAACUGUGGACAGAGCCCUCGUCGACCGAAACUGGCCCUGAAUUGGACGAGGAUUCUAAAGACCUCGACCAUGACACGUCGUCCGACAGUGACACCCACGAGACGCUCGUAGUUCCAUCGUCUAACAACACCUCUGGGCCUGAAGUUCCUCAAAAGAGCGAAACGGAACAUCUUACCGAAGACCAAACGUGCGAAGCUGAAGCACCGGAAAGUGUGCCUGCAAAUGAUUCGCCCUGUCUGGAUCAGCAGCCAAUCCAGCGGAAAAUGCUGGCGGAAACCAACAAGGCCGUGGAGACACAGCAGGAGCCGUUUCAACUCUCUGAAGAAGGCAAGAAGUUCUCAAAAGAGCUGGAGUUGCGCUUUGCGCUGUCAGGGUGCGUCGAGAUUCCCAGCGGGACGAUACCGCGGCCUUCGCCAGCCUCGAGCUUGACGACUUCGCUUAAAAAGUCUAUUGCACUGGAUUUGCUUUGUUACGCCUCGUACGGCAAAGAGCAGGCGAUGGCACCACGUCACCGAAGCAUUCGGGAGGCCUUUCAAAAUGUUGUUGCGGGGUCCCGCUCAUUGAGAUGGCUCCGGAGCAGAGGAAGAGGGAGGAGGUUCUCGCGGAAGCCCAUUCCCGACUUUUAG
Molecule: messenger RNA, 1899 nt
Organism: Sporothrix schenckii 1099-18
Lineage: Eukaryota; Fungi; Ascomycota; Sordariomycetes; Ophiostomatales; Ophiostomataceae
Exons: 2
Coding region: 1-1899 (632 amino acids)
Source: RefSeq, a predicted model, not a curated record